This is a messenger RNA of Rhagoletis pomonella (apple maggot), 3650 nucleotides long. Its product is annotated as protein daughterless-like. Lineage: Eukaryota; Metazoa; Arthropoda; Insecta; Diptera; Tephritidae. Gene Ontology annotation, cellular component: transcription regulator complex. Gene Ontology annotation, biological process: regulation of transcription by RNA polymerase II. The record is from RefSeq and is a predicted model, not a curated record. Gene Ontology annotation, molecular function: RNA polymerase II cis-regulatory region sequence-specific DNA binding; DNA-binding transcription factor activity, RNA polymerase II-specific; protein dimerization activity.
CGCAGUGGUGCCAAUAACUUGCAACAGAUAAGUGGGCCAGCGGCCCAUUCGCCGGCGACGCUUUACAAUUCGCCACAGCACAGCGCUCAACACACAUCCCUAGCGACGGCAACAGCUCACGGACAUCAUCCCCUUUCGCACAAUCAUCACAAUCAGCAACAUAGCCCAGCGGUACAGUCCGAUGCUUUUAGUGUAGGCGUUGGUGGUCUUGGCGUUCUUGGCCCUAAAGGACCUUCUGCUACGUCUGGAAAUACAACUGCCUCCUUGCGACAACACAUGUACAUGACAGCAGCCGCUGCGGCUGCUGCCGACCAGAGCAUUAGCAGUUUUAGUUCAAAUCCUUCAACCCCGGUAAACUCCCCACCGCCACUGACACAAAGUGGUUUAUCGCAAUCCCUAAUUGAUAAAUCAGUUGUUGGUAGUUCUGGAGGUGGAACUCCAUGGGGAGCCGUUUUAAAUGGUGGUGGUGGUGGUGGUGUGAAUUCAGUUAGUGGCGGAGGCAUGGGAGUUGGUGUAGGCGGCAGCUACGCCAGUGACGUUGGUCCAUCCGGUUUGCACACAAUGGCCGCUGUCUUCCAAGGUGCGCGCAUGGAAGAACGUCUUGAUGACGCGCUUAACGUGUUACGUAAUCACUGCGAGCCUGAGCUGCUGGGCGGCGUAGGCGCUGCACUUUCGGCAAUGGACCACAUGGAUGGGCUGUCUAGUUUUGUGCCAACAUCUCCGCCAUCGCACAUGGUCGGCGGUGUGGGCAGCACAAGUGGUGUAUCAGCUCUACAUUCACCACAUGACGUUCUGUCAGGCGCCGGUCCGUCGGUGGAUACAGUAGGCGCAGCUAGCGGUAGUGGAAUGAAUGCCACGCCAUCAGCGGUCACACAAAUAAAGAUGGAACGAACAUCUACGGCCACAUCCAGCGGCUCUGGAACCACGACGAAGUCAUCAAAGAAACGAAAAGAAGCAGCAGCCGCCGCUGCUGCCACAACCGCAAUGUCUGCCGCAUCGGCUAACUCUGGCGCAGGAGCUUCAACGUCGUCAAUGAGUGGUGCUAUGGGAGGCGUAGUUGACGGACCUGAUACGAAACCAACCAGCUCAAUGGAGGCUACUCAACACAACCAUCCUGGGGCGUCAGGCAAAGGCUCAAAACGACCGCGUCGAUAUUGCUCGUCAGCAGACGACGAUGACGAUGUAGAGCCAGCCGUUAAGGCGAUGCGAGAAAAAGAACGACGUCAAGCGAAUAAUGCGCGGGAACGUAUACGCAUACGUGACAUUAACGAAGCGUUAAAAGAGCUUGGACGGAUGUGUAUGACACACCUGAAGUCGGAUAAACCGCAAACAAAGCUGGGCAUCUUAAAUAUGGCCGUGGAGGUGAUAAUGACACUGGAACAGCAGGUACGUGAGCGUAAUCUAAAUCCGAAAGCGGCUUGUCUGAAACGUCGUGAAGAAGAAAAAGCAGAAGAUGGGCCAAAACUUGCGGCGCAGCAUCAUAUGUUGCCACAGCCACCAGGCGGUGGUGUUUACGGCCAACCGCCAUUGCCACAGGUGUCAAUACCACCUGGCGCCGGUCUGCCAGUACCACCGCCACAAGGAAGUGGAGUGCAAUUGCCACCACAUCUACAACAGCACAAUCAGCCGCAACAUCCACAACAAUAGCAGGCGGCAGCAGCAUUAGCAGCGGCUACAGCACUCAUGACUGAUCCUCCCACUUCCCAACUACCACCCUUCACCACCCAGCAGCAGCAACAGCACCACCAGCAGCAACAGGAGGCCAUCAAUAACAGCAACACCAAUACAACAAACGCCCUCGAAUUGGAGCAACAAUUAUUGAAUAACCUUUUCAGGCGAAGACAUCCACCGCCACCACACCUACAACACAGCGGAAGCAACACGCAUGCGCAAUUGCAAAUUCAGCAUGCACAGCACCAGCUGUAGGUAGACAGGCAGGCGCAACACCGGCAGGCAGCAGGCAGGCAGUCGCCUUUUUGCAAUUUUCCCGGUGAAGAACAAUAGCGAGGGCUGGCUGGCUGUCUUUUGUUGGUAGUUGCUCGCAUGAGCGGGCGCACACAAGCGCACAUCCCUUACACGCGCACACGCAAACACAUAGGUACGCACAUGGAAGCGUCACAAUUGUAUAUAAUUGAUAAAUGAGUAAGAAAACUAAGUACAUACAUACAUACAUAUUAUGUACAUAUACAUAUGUUUGUCGUACCUUUAAUUUUCACUGCGAUUAUUUGCGUGGCAUGCACGGCAAUCGCAUUUUUUACCGUCUUAUACAUACUUAUUUGUUUUUUAUAUUAGUGCUCAUUUCGUUUAUUGCUUUAUGAUUUAUUUAACACACAUACAUACAUAUGUACAAUGCUAUACUGUGUUGAAUUGUGUAGGUUUUAUCAACAAGCUAUUUUUUAACAGUUUUUAUUUCAUUCUCUACUUGUCGUACAACAACAAAUCAUGUAUAUACGACAGCCAUAUUUUUCUAUACCUUUAUAAAUUAAGUAGCGUAAAUGAUAAGUAGAUUUUGUAUCGCUUCGUUUGUCGUUUGUUGACCGUAUUUGUGCAUAUAUUUUAUCGUAAAUCCCAUCAUUGUCAUAAUUUCCUUUUUUUUUUUUAAUAUACUUUUAGAAUGUUUGUUUUAGAUAAUAGAAACCAAUAUUAGAUGAGCAAAAAAUUAUGAUGAGACAAAGUUCAAUUCCCACAAUCCACAUCUGCCAUUUUAUUUUAAAAGCAGUAAAGUUAUCAAGAAAACAACAAAAAAAUGUUGAAAAUCUAAUCGCUUGGUGCAUAUGGUUAACGGGAGGCAAUUUUUUAUUUUAAAAGAAAACGUUAGUAUCAGAAAAAUAUUUAGAUUAUGUCACCACCGGCAGGCAAAUGCUUACAAAAAUGCAUUGCAUUAAUCUCCAUUAGGAUUUUAUGUGAGCUAAGCAUUUAUAUCUGGUAAGCCACUCCAGCAACAUUAGCAUUUGUUAGUCACCAGAACUCAAGAAGCAGCCAAUGAUCCAGAGUGAACUCUGCAAUGUCGGUAUGGUUGGCAACAGCUAACGGAUAUACGUUUUAAAAAUUAGCAAACAUGAGUCAAGUUAUUAAUUGUUGUUUUUGCGCUAAUCAUAAAUAACUAACGGUUGCUCCGGCAACGUAAUCUCGAACAUCAUUAGAUCCACUGGCAUUACAUUUUUUUGUCGAAGUUUUUCAAAGCCUCUUGAUGACGGGAGCCUAUGAAUUGGCAGUACUACUGCUGCAUUCGGUCGACAUACCGCACCCUACGAUUAUCUGCCGAUAGAGCUGCCAGUACUGCUGAUAACGAAAUGACAGAAGUACCAUUUUAAAGCUCAGGACACAAUCACAAAAGACGCCGAUCUUUCUCUAGUUUUUCGUAUGUGUUAUUAUAUACAUAUAUAUAUAUACGCAUAUUCGUUCGGCUUUUGUGAACAUUAAAGACUUCUAUAUGAGUAGCGGAAAUACGGCAUAAGCAAACCCAAAGCAAUGAAAAAUCUGUAAGGAUUCGACGAAAAAAGUGGCACCUAGCCGUAAAUCUUAAACCUCAAGUGGAGUUUGUCUGUUUGUUGAUGAAACCAUUUGUGAAACAAAUUUCUUAUGAAAAGUUGGAAUGUUUUAAAAUUGAAGAGUUAAAAAAUUUAAAUUUUUUGGAACUUCUUCUUUGG